AAAAUUACCCAAGCCCAAGCCCAAUGCCUAAAGUAAAACGAUGUGAAACAGACCCAUAAAUAUAUUCAGUUGAGAAAUCUGUUUUAAGCCACAUACUAUUGAACAAUUGAACUGGAUUAACUUUGGGCCCAAUAACUAUUCUUCUUAUAUUUUAAUUUUAAUUCAUGAAAAUACAAAAACCCUUCUCCACGGCAAAACCCAUAUUAUAGAGAAAUCUCCCAACAACAAAAAAAAAAAAAAAAAAAAUUUUAUACCCCUCCAGUUUUAAUAACAUCAUCACGUUAAAAUCAAUCGCAAUUUUAAAGCAAGAUAUUUUCGACGUAAUUGCCCAUUUUUGUGCAAUAUGCAAGGUGUUAUAGCAAAACCAUGCUUUUAUGCACCGGGUGCUCUUAAUCAUCGUUAUAGGAAGCAUGUUCAUCGCCCUAUAGAGGUUUCGACUACAUUCUCUUUGCCUUUAAGAAAGAUGUUUCCAAGCUUGAAGAGUAAGGCUAUCUCCUUGCAUGUUGCUGCUCUCUCAGCUCCAGUGUUGAACAAGCAUUCAAAGGAAGAUAACUUCUCACAGAACUUGCAACUCUCACCUUUGAAAAGAGGUUCUUAUCUCCCGAGGGCAUCAAAGGACAAACUCUUCAGUUUCCCACCAUACCCUCCAAUGACAGAGAAACCAAAAUGGUGGUGGAGGUCUUUGGCAUGCCUACCAUAUCUAAUGAAUUUCUUAGAUCAGCUCACGUGGGCCCAUGCUCACCCUUUAAAUAACCCUCCACCAUUUCUCCAGAACUUUGACAAUCUAGUAUUCCCAUUACACAGCUCCCUCCUAACACUCCCCAAGUUUGUCCUUUCAUGCUAUCCUAUUAUGUAUUACUUCUGGAUUGUAAGACGGAAAGAGUGGCCUCAUUUCUUCCGGUUUCAUGUUAUUAACGCGAUGUUGCUAGGGGUUCUAGUGCAGGUGAUUGGAGUAUCAGGCAAUUGGUUCCCCUCGAAGUUCUCCCCUCCACAUUUUUGGUCUGCCGCGACACUUUUCUUCUUAUUUACGGUGUUAGAGUGUGUCGGGUGUGCUCUUGCUGGUGUAUAUCCCAGUAUCCCUUUUGUGAAAGAUGCUGCUCUCCUACAUUCAGACCUGAACAUUAGAUGAUUGCAUAAAGUUUGGUUUAUAUUAAUUAAUAUUAGGAUCAAAGUGUGUUUUACAUUAAAGUAUACUUGAUUUGGCUGAUAUUCUGAUGGAAUUUACUUUGGAUCAUAGCGAAUUUAGGAAGCAGUGUUUGCUUGCAAUUCUGUUGAUUCACAAGGCUUUAUGUGGGUUGUAUAGGGGUUAUCACUCAAAUUUAUGUAUUUUGAAAUCAAAUUCAUGUUAUUAGAUUGUUCUUGAAUUUUA
This is a messenger RNA of Beta vulgaris subsp. vulgaris (sugar beet), 1369 nucleotides long. Its product is annotated as protein TIC 20-I, chloroplastic. The transcript has 3 exons. NCBI's taxonomy places the organism in Eukaryota, Viridiplantae, Streptophyta, Magnoliopsida, Caryophyllales, Amaranthaceae. Bases 344 to 1129 code for a protein of 261 amino acids. The record is from RefSeq and is a predicted model, not a curated record.